Messenger RNA from Racocetra persica, 127 nucleotides. The record is from the annotation of a GenBank genome assembly. NCBI's taxonomy places the organism in Eukaryota, Fungi, Glomeromycota, Glomeromycetes, Diversisporales, Gigasporaceae.
AGAUCUUAGGGGUUUUGUAGAAAAAGUUGCUGAUAGGGUUGGGAAACCAUACUCAGAAUUUAUUGAUAUAGGACUUUAUAAGUCUUGCUUCAGUCUUCGGCUUCUUGGAUCAGCUAAAGAAGAUAGA